CAACAACUGGUUGCCUUGGUCAACAACCGCCACUUCCCACACAUUAAGCAUCGCUCACUAACUACUCAAGCCGUCCCUCUCUUUCCUCUCUUGUCUCCUCGGCUCCUCUCGCCUUUCCACACCUCCCCCGUUUAUCGCUACUCCGAUGGGCCCCUUCAAACGCGAUCCCGACGGUCCCCCCGGCUACCAGGAGGGCAGCGGCGGCUAUCUGCCGGAAAAGAAGGAUCCUUAUAGCGUCUCAAUGGGCGCUGGGCCAACGGCAGGCCCAUCGCAGCCGCUCUUCGCGUGUCUUCACCUCAGCCGCGAAGACCGUCUCCGUCUCUUAGGCUUUCCCCCGCACAUCACGGAGGUCAUCAAGAACACCCUGGCCAUUGCGUGGCCUGUCGGCCUGCAGAGCUCCGACGGCGGGCCGGGAUGGUUUGAGUUCAAGUUGCGCGGUUAUCCAUGGUCCGCUCAAGGGCGCGAGGCGGUGCCUUCGAAACGGCUCAUGAUCCACCUGCUUCACCACCUGUCGAAUGCGGGGUGGCACCUCGCCGCGUCCACCGACCUGUCUAAGAAGAGCUGGGACAAAGAUAGCCUCAUGUUCCGUGCCGGACCGCCAGUGCACAGGAUCAUCUUCGCCGUCACGUUCAAUGAAACCGACAAGAUCCGCAUUAUCGACCCGCCGAACGACAGCAUCCAGCAGGGGUUCAUACAGACGGUCACUCGCUGCUGGUCUGCCGGUAUUCAGGACCAGAAGAUGAAGGAGGAGAGGUGCUACCAGAUGAAGCUGCGAGGCAACCCGUGGUACGCGAGCAGUUCUCAGCAGGUCAACGAUGCGCGCUACCUCGGCCUCGGGCUCUUGAGCACUUUCGACGCGAUGGGUUACGAGCUCUUGGGGUGUAUAGACAUGAACACAGGAAUGUCCGAGGACAAUCGCGACAUGGACGCGUGGUUUUUCGCCGCCAAGAUUGUGUGAAGCGGAGAGCGUGUCAUGAGAAGAGAAGGACGCCGCACUGCACGAACACAGCGCUGGUAGAGUGAUGAUCAAUUGAAUGGCAGACGCGACAGCGCCACCACUCUGUUCCACCACGAUGAUUGACGCGCCCGGCGUAUUUCAAGUGGAUCACCUUGUUUAUUAUCGUCACGCAUGGAUGCAGAGUGAAUUUGCCGCUGUUC
This is a messenger RNA of Cutaneotrichosporon oleaginosum, 1158 nucleotides long. RefSeq lists its product as uncharacterized. The record is from RefSeq and is a predicted model, not a curated record. NCBI's taxonomy places the organism in Eukaryota, Fungi, Basidiomycota, Tremellomycetes, Trichosporonales, Trichosporonaceae.